GGUUUUGGGGCAAUUAAAUAAUGCAACAAAUCAAAUUGUCCCCAAGACCGUCUAUACAGACGCUGAUCCGGCCAUGGGCGCAGUCUUGAAAAAUAUGUGGCCUACUACACAUCAUUCCCACUGUAUUUUUCAUCUUAACAAUAAUUUUGUUAAGAAACUUAAACUAAUUAUGGGUAAAAGCUUUAAAGAGUGUUAUUGGCUUUUUUAUUCUUCUCGCAAUAGUUUGCUUGAAAUUGAUUUUGAACGUCGUUGGAUGCAAUUUGUUGAAUUUGUUGAACCAUUCCCUAAGGCGCAUCGAUAUGCAAUAGAAACGCUUUACCCUACACGUCAUAGCUGGGCGAGGGAAGUUUCGCAUAGCUCAACUUUGUUACAUUUAAUAGAUGCUAUACAGAACCGUCUAGAUGAAGAAGCACGAUAUGCCAGGAUAAGUGAACAGAAAAAUAUGAACCCUUCUAUAGGUCUUUCUCAUAUCGCAAGCCAGUAUUUUUCGGGCAUUGAUUCCUUACUUAAAGAGUAUUUAACUCCGCACAUUCUUUCUCUUCAAUGUAUACAGCUUUCCGAAAGCUUUUUAUAUGAUGCCACUGAAAUUUCUUUUGAUUGGGAUAACUUUCUGCUUGAACCAGAGGACAUUACUGAGAAUGGAUGUCUUGAAGAUGAUUAUGAAAGGUCUUAA
Messenger RNA from Dentiscutata heterogama, 673 nucleotides. Lineage: Eukaryota; Fungi; Glomeromycota; Glomeromycetes; Diversisporales; Gigasporaceae. The record is from the annotation of a GenBank genome assembly.